GGACCAGCUGACGUUGCUUUCCGGACUGGCUGUUGACUUGUACUCAUCUGUUCCCUGUUCCCAGCUCUCCAAGCUUCCCCCUUCACUUCAGUUUACCUGAAAAGGAAAACACCUUACCUUAAAGCUCUCCUCGAACCCCUCCUCACCAACCAAAUUAUCACCAACUUUACCUACCUACUUUACGCUCUCAAGUGCGGGGGAAAUAGCUGUGCGCACCGUAGCACCCGGCCGCCUCUCUGUCCAAUUAUCCUCCGUCUUCCCCCUCCUUUACUACCAUCCUCUUUGAUUUGCCCUCCCCUUCCCCUUCUCGCUCUCAGAUUGUGCCGUGCCUGCCACUGCCACUUCCAGGUUGCUUCCUCUGCUGUGCUCUGUCUGCACCCACGCCACAAGCUUACCCGGCAGACCGUUGCCCGUCCGCCUUCUGCUGUUACAUCUGCUUCGUUGCUGCUCUUGCGUUUCGAACUCUCCGAGACGUCCCAUUCGGCACCACAUAUCGAACCAUUCCAAGCACCGCACCGGCGCUCGAUUUUCUUUGUUUGCUAUUUCUAGCGCGCAAUUGAAACUUGUCAAGGCUGACCGUUCCGGCGAGCGACACUUUUAUCUGACUCGCUGCUUCGAGAGACAGUUUUCUUCAGGCUGGCCGAUCGACAAGCGAAGUAAACAACCACCGAAAUCAUGCUAUCAAGACAACUUGCUCGUCGCGCCGCGGCUGGCGCUGUCGUCCGGCCGGUAACCACCAGAGCCUUUACCACCUCACUCGCCCUCUCGUCAAAACGCACCCCCUCCCUCGGGGACAUCGAGCCAGAGCAGCAGGAAGUAUUCAACAAGAAGCAGAAGGAGUUCCGGUUAAAGCUUGCGGAGGCGCAGAAGCAGCGGGAAGCCAGUGCGUUUGCCUCGUCUUCUUCUUCUUCUUCUUCUUCUUCUUCAACAUCGACCUCCUCUUCCCCAUCCACCUCGGCCUUGGGCCUUGGAAAGCUAAGCACAGGGUCGAGCACCGCUACAGGAACCACUGCCAACGCGGCCGAGCACGAGCCCCCUCGCAAGGCGGGCCCCCUGACGAACCUGAUUUACGGGACAAAGGAGGGCCGCGAGAUGGACGCCCAGAUCGAGGCCAGCUUCAGCCAGGUGCUGGCGCGCGGCAAGUAUGUGCACUCGAUUGUCUUCCACGAGGUCAAGCCCAAGGACGUGGACGAGUAUGUCGAGCUGGUGGGCAAGUGGUAUCCCCGCAUGGCCAGCAUGCCGGAGAAUAAGGUUCAUCUGGUGGGCAGUUGGAGAACGGAGGUUGGCGACUGCGAGACAUUUGUACACAUCUGGGAAUAUCAGCGCUAUCAAGGCUAUCAUGCCUCCUUGAACGCCAUCUCCCGCCACCCGGAAUAUCCAGCCUUUGAAAAGAAGCUCCGCGGCUUGAUUCGCAGCAAAAAGUCCUCUCUCAUGCAAGAGUUCUCUUUCUGGCCAACGACCCCUCCCCGACAGCUCGGCGGCAUCUUUGAGCUGCGCUCCUACACGCUCCAUCCCGGUAACCUUCUCGAGUGGGAGACGCACUGGAGGCGCGGACUCAAGGCCAGGCGCGAGGUGAUGGAAGGUGUGGGAGCCUGGUUUGUGCAGAUUGGCGAUCUCAACACGGUGCACCACCUCUGGCAGUUUGCUGAUCUCGAGGAGCGCAAGAUCCGCCGCGAGAAGAGCUGGAGCCAGGAGGGCUGGGCCGAAACAGUGCACAAGACGGUACCCCUGAUCCAGGAAAUGAAGAGCAGGAUUCUGGUGCCCAUGCCUUGGUCUCCAGUGGCCUAAACAUCCAUCCAGACAUGUUUUUUUGUUUGACCGCACCUGUAGCUAGCCAGGCAUGCUAAACUUGCUAAUCAUAAAUCAAUUCGAACCAAA
Podospora bellae-mahoneyi is the source of this 1878-nucleotide messenger RNA. RefSeq lists its product as uncharacterized. The record is from RefSeq and is a predicted model, not a curated record. The coding region runs from base 676 to 1788 and encodes 370 amino acids. NCBI's taxonomy places the organism in Eukaryota, Fungi, Ascomycota, Sordariomycetes, Sordariales, Podosporaceae. The transcript is spliced from 2 exons. Gene Ontology annotation, cellular component: mitochondrion.